Molecule: messenger RNA, 13114 nt
Organism: Xyrichtys novacula (pearly razorfish)
Lineage: Eukaryota; Metazoa; Chordata; Actinopteri; Labriformes; Labridae
Source: the annotation of a GenBank genome assembly
GAAGUCUUAAACUGAAUGCAGUAGCGUUUGCGCCGCUUGUAAUGACCCAGCGGAAGGUCGUGGUAGGAAAACGAUAUGACCGUGAGACUUGAGGGAGCUAAACUAAGUUGUAUUGUGAUAUCUUUUUAAAGAUCUUUGCAAUAAUAUUUUGUUGUAUUUUGUUUUAUUUUUCCAUUUUAUUCUUACUUCUGCUCACAGCCACACCUCUCAAGCGCGGUAUUAAAGAAAUAAUGUGUAAAUGCCAACAUUUAUUAAAAGGCCAUUCUAACGCUGACUUGGCGUGAGGGAUUCCUCCACUGUUACUGGAAGAAAAUUGCACUGUAAGUGAGGCAAAGUGCUUUAUGCUUUCCAUUUGCGUGUCCCCAAAUGGCCGUUAACUGCUAAUCUGUACCACCGAAAGGCAGGAGUACGAGGUUUAAAAGAGACAGUGAAGGCAGCAUAUCAACGACUCUUCCGUUUAUCUGCUCAACACGCAGCUCCAAAACAUGACCGCUGCUGUUGCUGUCCGGAGGUUAGCUGCCCUGUCCGGGGCUUCGGCCGUGGCAGCUGGAGCAUACGGGGCCCACGGUAUGGAUUGUGCACUAGACUUCCUCUGUACUCACGCACGAGUUUGUUUGUUUGUUUGUUUGAAUGGAUAGCAAAACCCAGUCACGUGAAUGUUUGCCGCACCAGUCAUCGCUUCCAAAAUUCCUAGAAUAAGAUCAGUCGGCUUGUCGUCAGGGCUGUAAAUGUCUUACAGCAUAACAAACACAUGUGAACGUGUUAAAUAGACUGAAGAAUAAUUCGGCUUGUAAAUGAAACACGCAAAAGCUUGAUAUUGUAGUUACCAAGACAAUUGUGUAAUAAAGGUGACCCGCCUCCAGAGUGUCAUGGUGGAAGGCAGCUAAUUGUUUCAAUGGCACAGUGCUGUCAGAAAAGUGAUUGCUUUUUGCGCCUUCUUGUAACUUUAGUGACACUCCGAAGACAGGCGCUGUUCAAAAUGCUUGCAUACGGUCAACCAGUGUCUAAUGCACAAAUUUGAAGGAAUUCCUGUUGAAUGCCAGUAGAGUUUGAGUGGUAUGUGCUCAGGUUAUACAUGCACACCUGCUGUCUUUUAAUGCUCUUUAUCUUUAUCUCUGUUCCAGGUUUCAAAAAUAGCGACCCUGAUGACUACCAGAGAGUGGUAUGUAAAUGUAAAAAAAGACAGAAAAAUAGAUAUGGAUGCACAUCUACUGAGUGUUUCAUAUUCAUUUCAUUAUGUAUGCAGUGUUUUUAAAUUCACAUCAGUUCCCUUUAAUAACUGUCCUGAGAAAUUUGUUCACUUCUUUCUCUCUCAUUUUCUUGAAAACUAAUAAUUUUUCGUUAUUCCUGAUCUCUUAAUGGCCUUAUUUUUACAUAAACUGGGUCUGAGUGACUAGUGGGUACAAAGAGUUGAAAAUUGGUUGGAUAAAUUGCCUGAGGCAGCAGCUAAAAAAUAGGCUGUAAUGGCCUCAAAGUAUUCCCAAUUGUAGGGACAGCUAGAUCAAAGUGUGUUCACGUCUUAUUCCCCCUGACAGACACAUUUUUUUAAGGUACACAACAGUUUCCCAUAGAUAAGACCAUAUUGUUGAUUAAAGAUCUUUUUUUUAAAUAUGAAGCACUAGAAUAAUACCAUAUUUUCUCUGUGCUGAAAAUACCUGUUUAUCACAGCUGUGCAAGGUGAGUUAGUUUUAAGAAAUUUUAUUCUUGAUGUUGUUCAAGAAUAAAUAGCUUUUCCAGAUCAGUGAUAACACAAUGAACAAAACAUUUGUGUGAAUCAUAUUGAGGAAAUGUACCUUGCAGCAGAGCAGCUACCUUGGUGUUCUCCAUUUUCAUGUGUUUUGUCAGUGGAGUGUGGAACAUUAAGAUGAAAACUUGAAGAUAGUCCUGAACAUAAUCAUAAUAGAAUCAUACCAAUCACCAGUAAAAUAAAUUAAUAAACCUUCUAUUUUGUCUCUACUGCUGGUGUCUUUCUGCCUGAGUGUGUUUUCAUGUGACAUCUGUCUCCUCUAAGGUCCCUCCCACAGCUCUGUCAUAUUGGGUAGAAACCACACAGAAGUGAAUUAGCUCUGAAGGCUGGGAGCUACUGACAUACACACUGACAUAAGUGCAUGUCAGCUCAAAAUAAUGGUAGUCAUGAAGUACUAAAAAUCAAUAUUGUCAGUCAGCCCUUGACUAUAAGUAAUGAAACACUGACCUUGCACAUAAGCGCUCGAGUAAAAGGAGCAGUUUGCAGGUAUUAAAGCCUUUUUUGGGACUCCUGAAGCUGUUCGAAAAGUAAACAUCAUUAAAGUAAUUUUUAGUCCAAUCAGAAGAAAGGCUUAUGUCUAAAAAUACUGGUAUAAACCUUCAUUAAUGAAUGUAUUUUGUCUAAACUUUCUCUCUUGUGAUUAAAAAGUUUCACCUGAAUGAUAAAGAUUGUGUUGUAGUUGUAUUGAAGUGACACCCCCCCCCUUCCCUCCUAAACUCCAGCACUUUUAAGUUGACCUACUGUUCAUUCAUACUGUACUGAACUAAACCAUGUCAAGAUUUUCCAGUAACUAAUUAUUCACUGAUAGCAAAAUGACUCCCAAGAUCUGAUAUUUUUCUCUAUCUCUAUAUCUGCCUCGACAGCUAUUUGAAACUGCCAACAAGUACCAUUUCUACCACAGCUUGGCCCUGCUGGGUGCUGCCCACUCCAGUAAGCCUGCAGUGGUGAGUAUUGAAGCUUAAUACCCACACUCAGGGCUGGAUGCACUUCAGGUGGCUUUAAAAACAAUCCAACUGGAAAUGGGCCAGUAAAAUGGCUCAACAAAUAUAUUUUUAUUUUUGUGUGUGUCCUGAUUUGAUAAAAUUAUUGCUUCCAGAAUUUCCAACACAGCAUGAAGACUUUAGUCCCUUGUAGCUGAAAGGCCCUUUCAAGAUUAAUCGACCACUACAAAUUUGAUUUUAAACAAACAUGCAUUAUUAAAAGCAUGUCUGAUUAGAGUGUAAUUACUGUAGGUAAGUGUGAUGGAUGAGAACGUCCUUUAUGCCACAUCAAGCAGGAGGAUUUCAAAGAGACAAGAGACUAAUCAAACUACUUCACCUCUCUCACCACAAUCAUCUGCAGCUUUUUAACAAUGUUAUAAUAACUGGUGGUGGACAGUGAUGAAUUCAGAUUUUUUUGCUAAGUGUGUUGUCAUCUGCAUAGUUGGCAUGAAAAUUGUGUCCAAAUACACAAAUAGUUGAAUUUAUCCUCACUAAUUAUUACAUUGAAGUACUUCAAUAUGAGACAGGUGUUAAAGUCGGGUAAAUGACACUAACAGAUUUUCUGAUUUAAAGUGGAGCCUCAUCCUCAGAGACAAAGAUAGUGUUAGGUUAACUACAGGCUAAGCGUGUGAUAAUAUUAAUGGGUUGGAGAUGUUAAUGUGGUCUUAAUGUGUGUCACAUGCUCUUUUAUAUUUACAUGUACAGCGUUUUAUAACAUAAUCUAACGCAAAAGUGAGGUAACAUUAAAUCUUUUGAAUUUAAUUCUUUAAGAAGUCGGAAAAAGACGACACUUGAGUAUUAAGUGAGGAAAGUAAUGAAUGAAAAUUACUCACAACUUUUUUUUUAAGUCUAUAAGGUAUUGUGCUGCUCCAUCUUUGUCUUGCCAUUCCUCUGUUUUCAAGUCUUACAUAAAUAUUGAGAUGAUAUUUUAUGGAUAUGAUAAUUAUAAGGUCAAAAUCUGACAGCCUUUUCUUCACCUAGAGGAGAAUUAGAACCAGCUGAUGCUUCAUUAUCAAGUCCAUGAAGAAGACGUGCAUUUUGAAAAGCGUUUUAAAAAUAUCUUCUUCCAGACUGAACUGGAACUUGAGCUUGUAUUUUUCUUUAACUUAAGUUGGUUAUAACUAAAUCAAAGCAAAGGUGUUUGCUGAAGGUUGAUCCUGUAAACCAGACUGUAGCCUGUAUCGUCACCCUAUUAAAAUAAUGGCCCAAGUCAUUUUUUUAACAAAAGUAAGAUUUUGGCCUAAAUCAUCUUGACAUGAUUUAGAGGGGAUUUAGGCCCAAAACACAUGUUCGUCUUAUCUCAAAAUCAAACUUGACUUUCACAUUUCUGUUAAUGCUGUAAGCUUGCAAGCUUGGUCAUGUUAUAAUGUAGGCCUACAACCUUAGCUAGCUACAUCAAGUACACAUGGGAUUUUCAGCCUUGUCAUAGUGAUUGUCACACCCCUUAGUACACCCCUUUCUAAUAGAAAUGUAUCAGAAUUUUUUUUUUAAGGUAAACUGAAUGCUGAUCCAACAAAGUAACAUUACCAUCCCUGUAGCCUCAUGCAUUUUAAAGUUUCAAAAUAAAACAGAAAGACAAACUAAACCAGCCACACAAGAGCAGGGAACAAAAAUAAAACACAGGAAAAACUGAAAAACUGAUCUGGCUGCAUUCCAGUGGUACUCGGAAGUUGAAAUUUCCAAGCUCCGAGUCGGAAAUUCAUCUGGAAUGGUCCCUGAAGUUGGAUUUCCAACUCAGGAAGAUCCUCACCAACCCCGACUUGACGACAACGUCAUAAUCCAAGAUGGCAGUGCAGUGCAUCAACAGUAAAGAGAAUCAGUGAAAGCUCUUGUAAUGUAUUAUUUAUUAGCACUUCUGUUUUGCUGUUGUGAAAUUAAAUAAGUGGUAUGUGUUGUACUGCCCAACGAACAUGGUGAACACUCCAUUUUAGAGCUUUACGCCUUUAUUUGCAUGUAUUUAGUCCAUAUUUCUGCACAGGUCAUGCACGCUUGCAGAUACGGACCAAAAAUUUCAGCGCACAGACGUACUGUAGAGCCAGUUCAAACCGAGGAUGCAAAGAAAACACGAGAAACACAUUCCUUGGAGACAGUGUUUCAGUGAGCUUUGGGCCUCAGUGUUAGAAAACAGAAACAUUAAUUACUUUAUAUAUAUAUAUAUUUUUUUUCAAACUGUAAGUACAAGGUUGUCCUUGGACCAACAGGAAUAAACACAGAAGAUCCUGUACUCUGUCAGACACAUAAAUGUGGUAGAUGUAAAUUUGGUACAAUAAGAAAUGUGUCAUGUGACUCCUCUUUACAGGCUGGAGCUCUCCUGAUAGCAGGCAUGGGGAUGUUCUGUGGUUCUCUGUACCAUCAGGCCCUCACCGGGGACCCUGGUCUACGCAAGGUGGCUCCCAUGGGUGGCAUGGCUAUGAUCGCUGGCUGGCUUGCCAUUAUUCUCUGAACUGUGAUAGAUCACACUCCUCCACGGCGCCGCAGAGUGACACUGAACUGUCACACUGACGAUGGAUGAACUUGGGAGCCUGUGAGAGUUGUCUGAGAAGUUAAAAACACUGACUUAUGACGCCUAUGUAACUGCUCCCUGUCCCGGGUUGUGAGUGUUGGCAGGAGAUAAGGUCACAUCAGAACUAUCACUUUAGUACCACUGCUGUCUGCCUAUGACUGGUGCCCCUUUAACCACUUGUGAAAAGUUACAUUGGCUGAACAAUAAAAACAGUGACUUAUGCAUGCACAAUUUUUAAUCUCACAUUUUCAUGGCCUACCAAUUUGGUACAAGGAAGUAAAACAAUUCCAGUUAAAAAAAAAAAAAAAAACGAAACAAGAAUACAAUGUUAAACUUACUGUAAAUAUUGUUAAAUUACAUAGAUACAACAAAAUUAUGGCAUAGUGAGACAAAAAAUGAAAUAAAUGCUUUUUAUUAAAUGUCAAGUUAUGUUUUAUGUCUUUUGAAGUGAUUUGCAAAACUAAUGUGUUUUAGUAGGAAGUGGGAGAAUUUUGACAGGAUUUUGAGAAGAAAUAUAAGGUUUGCACUAAUUUUUAAUAUUAGGAUAUUUACAUUUCUUUAGAAGUGUUGUUGUUCCAACAUACAGCUAUCACUUUUAACAUUAUGACAAUUUGCCCAAUAAAAUGAAAGUCUGACAGGGGCCAGUCCAAGCCUACAGUAUAUAUGGCCUGAAGCAGUUUUCAGCUGGGGCCCUCUCUGCCUCAACAACAUCAAUCAAUCAAUCACACUCACUGCUGUUAACCAGUUCUUGAUCAUUCGCACACCUACUGUAAAUCUAACACACUCAUUAGCACACUCAGUAAUGGUUGACAGUGUCAAGUGAAUCCCUGUUUAUAGUUUAAGAGUGAAACAUUAUACAAAAAUUAAAUAGCUGCUCAUGGUAAACACUUGUUAUGGUAAGAAUGACUGGAUUUAACUCGUCAGCCCCUAACACUACCAACCAGUCAACAAAUUAAGGGGACACUGUCAUCAGCAGCCUGAUGAAGACAACCACUGACAGCAGCAUAUUCCCUACGGCUGAUCCCAAAGCAGUUUGCAUGCACUGUUGUGUACAGCACAUGAAUGUGAUACCUUGAGGGGCUAUGGGAGUAGGUUGAACCAGCUCUUUGGGGACCCUUUGCAGCUAUGGAGCCCAAAGUAGCUGCUUACUUCACUUCAUGCCUCAAGCUGACUCUGCUCUCUCACAUCAGGUCAGGGCCAAAACAGUCCUGACCUGAUAAGACAUAGCAGCGCCAGACUUUUAGAGGUGUGCUGUGGUAUCUGACACCAAGAUACCAGCCGUGAUCCACUAAGUCCUGUAAGUUUUGAGGUGGGGCUGUAAUUGAUUGGACUUGUUUGUCCAGCACAUCACGCAGGUGCCCAAUUGGAUUGAAAUCUGGAGAAUUUGGGGACUAAGUCAGGAAAGACAUGUCUGCCCUAACCACUUGUCCUGUAGUCUGCUUUUUUUUUUUUUUGCCCAUUGCAGCUGCUUUUGGUGGCGUCUAGGGUCACAAGGGGCACCCUGACACCCUUGUUCACGACAAAGUGUAAGGCACUGUGUGUUCAGACACCUGUCCAUCAGAGCCGGCAUAGACUUUUUCAGCGGUUAGAGAUCUGCCAUUGGAGAAUGGGCCAGCUUUUGCUCCUUAAUGGGAUAUUCCAGCGUAAAAUUAAGUUAGGGUCAAACACACUGUAACACUGAGUUAGACACCCUAUCGAGAGAUGAACGUUGCUGACCGCUUGCUUCUCUAGUUAUACCAACUUUGGUAACUAUCGCAGAUAGAAAUACAGAGAGCCACACGCUCAACCAAAAAGCCACUCUAUAGCCACAAAUAAUGCUCAGAACAGCACCUAACUUUAACAACAGUCAUAAUAGGGUCCCAGCCAUAGCACUAGCCACCAAACAUCUUUUAAAGCUUGGCCUGAUUUCUUUAGCAAAGAGACUAAACACAUUUGAUCAUUUCCUCAUGGAAAUGCAAUCAGACUGAGAUGCAAAGGCAGAAGAACUACCACGUUUGAAGUGCAAAAUGAUUAAUAUGAUGAUUAUUACCUUAAGGAAAUGAUAAAGAAAAGAUCAUAAAUGUUCUUUGAGCCGAGUCCCCCGGCUGCCAUCAAUGGACUCGCCCGAGGUCUCGCUACAAACAAGCGGCUGCUGGAAGAGACAGGGUGAGCUGUGUUUAGUCUCUUUGCUUAAGAAACUAGGCAAAGUUAAAAAUAUACUAUUGAUACUAACCACUGGAGACCAGGGACUCUCCAUACAAUCUGUAUUGGAGGUGCUUCCAUUCAGUUGUCUAGCCAUCACAGUUUGGCCCAAAUCCUUUUGUUAGUCAAUUUUCUGCUUCCAACACAACAACUCUCUACCUAAUGGAUUCCACCAAUACGUGCCACCUUACAAUGGUAAUCAAUGUUCUACAGCUAACCUAUCAGUGGUUAUAAUGUCAUGGCUGAUUGGUGUCAUACUUUCAUACCAUUUCAUGCAACCCAGCAUGCACUUUUACUGCAAACGCAACAACAAUCAUUUAAGCACAGCAAGAUAGGUGACUGCCAUUAAACCAUGAAGAUGCCCUGCAGAAGAGAACGUAUAAGCAAAAGGGUUAAAUAGCAAUAUUCAAAUAAAGCAGUUUGUCCAAGUUUUAUACUCUGUAUGGGACAUUUGCAUUGGUACAGUGUGUACAUGAAGUAUACACAAUUUGGAACAGAAAAAUCAUACGUCUGACAGCACUAUGUGUUACACCCACAAUUCAGCAUGGAGGUGGUAGUUCCAUGGUAUGGGGAUGUUUUGCAGGUGAUGGAGUAGGAGAUUUGUUUGAAGUAAAGGGUAUCAUGAAGAAGGAACAGUACCACUCCAUCCUCCAGCACCAUGCUGUCCCAUCUGGACUCAGACUUGUGGCUCAUAAGUUUGUUUUGCAUCAAGACAAUGACCCUAAGCACUCUGCCAACCUCUGUCAGGGUUACCUAGACAAGUAAGAAGAGGAAGGUGUUCUUCAAAAGAUGGUUUUGCCCCCUCAGUCUGCAGACCUUUCUCCAAUUGAGCUUGUGUGGGAUAAUUUGGUUCGAUUGGUCAGAAAAACGCAUCCUAUGAAUCAGCAGUCUCUUUUUAACGAACUUAAGAAAGCUUGGAAUGCAAUCCCUGGAACAUACCUUAAAAAACUUGUGGAACGAAUGCCUGGUAUAUGCCAAGCUGUUGUUAAAGCCAGAGGAGGUUACUUUAAAGAAUAAUAACUCAAUAACUCAAAUAAUAAUUAUAGUCAAAAUGUCUUCUGAUAAGUUACUCUUUAUACAAUAGUCAUGUUUAUUGUGUUGCAAAUUGUAUAUAUGAAACUGUGAUCUUUUUUUGUACAAAUCUGAUCUUGCUUCCAAAAUUUUGGCCUGUAGUGUAUGUGAAUAGAGGAGUGAUUUAACUAUCAGUUUGUACAUAUUUGGGUACCAACACCCCAUGGUUUGAGAUGCAGCUGUUGUAACACCAAAAUGCAAAUGACUGACACCAGUGUCCAUUUGCCUGUGCUCCACAGUGUGUAGUUUUCAGAAAAAGGUGAAUAAGCCCAUAGGAUUCACCACCUUAGCCAGCUGAAGGAAAUCGUCUCUCUUGCAGCACUGAAUGUCUUCAUAGCCUCAAGCAUUUGAUCUUCUAAGUGGCCGAAUACAAAGGAGUUCAUUACCCAUGGCCUCCCCUUAGCCAAGGCCAUGUUCAAACCACUCCGUUUUCAAAUUGAAAGUGAAAUCCAUUGAAACACUAAUUCGCCUUCCUGACUGUAGGCCCACGAAUGGAGACCUUUAGAAAAUAGCGGUAUAAAUCUCUGGGUCAAUUUGCAAGGGUCGGCACAUAAGCCGAGGCUCUGCCCAGAAGAGAAGGCUCCAUUGACUGAACAUGAUGCCAAUAAGCUCUUGAUCACGACUCAUAAAACCCUCAUUUAAAUUUAGCAGCUAUUUGGGAGCAUUCUGCUGUUUCAGUACCAACCAAUCACUCAGCACAGGAAGCCCUGACACCCACAACACCUUCAGAGUUCAUGGGAGACACCUGACUAAAAGUUAACAGCAGCUCUGCACAGCCAGAUGCAUAUUUAAAGCAACAACAUCAAGUCCUCCUCCAUGUGUUAAUUACUUUUGUGGGGAAAUCAUGUGAUUCCUUGCAUAGAGAUUCUCACUAGUUUCACACAGUGGUCUUAUUUAGAGUUGCUUAUUUCUAUUUUAGCUGAUAUUCAGAUGUGAGAAUGCAGCUGCUGCCAGCACAACACCUCUGUGUUAAAUCCAACCAGAUCACAAUGUUCUGCUCUGGCAGACCAAGAUGAACGUGUCAGCACAUUAGAGAGCGAAAAUAGAAAGUGAGAUUAAGGGAGACACUUGGGUCUGCCUUAGUCUCCUUUAUAAUAACUGUGCUGAUUGUCAAGAUAAAGUGUUUAUGUUUUUAGAGCUCAUCUGUUGUUGUUUUUUUCUCUCUCAAUUCUGCACUUGGCCUUGCAAAACCCUAAAAUGCAAUCAUGUUUAUAUUGUGUGCACAUGGAAAUGACUUGUGUGUAGGAUAUAUUCGUUAAGUGCCCAAAUUAUCAUCUUGGGUGCACACAAGUUGGUACCUUGUAUCCUCAGGAUAACUAUCCCCUUGCACAAUAAGCAGAAUAUAAGAUUUUUUUCUUCCUCAAAAUACAUCCAUAAAAAGUGGCAAUGUUUUGUGUUUGGGGUUUUGUCUAAGGCUGAGAUUGUUGUUUAUGAAAUAAUAUUGCUGUGUUUGUCGUAUUAGCUCAAUUAUCAAAUGGUAUGGAACAGCAACUUACAGUAACAUCCGAUCGGUUAUUUAGACCAGUAGCCUCUAAGGAGACGAUCUGUGUGUUUCCCAGACAUCCAGGGGCUUUUCUAUCCCACAGAGAAGAUAAGUGCAUUUGAGAGAUUGUUUAGAUCCUGCCCCUUGAUCAGUAAGUAACCAGUGAUGAUUUAUGUGUAAAUUAUAGUGGCUCCGCUGACUAUGCUAGACAGAGGCUACCAUCUUUGUUUUGGUCUCUUGACCUGAUAGUGGCUGUAUCUAUGAUUAGCUGACCUGUAAAGGACCAGUUAGAAAAUAUGGUGGUCUGAAACAGAAGUCAAAGUUACAGGUAGACUAUUGUGAAUAAAUGUAUCUCAUUCAGUGUAUGAAUGCAGCAUAAAGGCACAGUAUACUGGAAAACAGAAAAAACAAACAAACAAACAAACAAAAAAACAAUCUAAAUACAAUGUACAGCAACUAUUUUUUUGUUUAUUUUCAUUUUAUUAAAUGGUCUCCAUAUUUAAAUGCAUGUGUUCAAUGGUUCUGUAACAAAGCCCACAUUUCAGCAAGAAUUAUCUCCACAAAAGCUGAGAACAUUUUGUCUGUCACAUCGUGGCUAAGAUAUUUUUGUUAUGAUGAUUCAAUUUGACUGUUUAAAAGCUCAAUGUUUGUCCCCUUUCAUGUCUAAGGGUUCCAACAUCUGACUUUGAAAACUUCCACUGGCAGACAGUAGCCCAGAUGUCAAUUGCGCCUUUCCUUGCACAUUUUUUUUUUUGGGUCAGAAGGACACCCACAGUCUUUUUGGCCAUGAGUUUGAUAUUAAGAAAAGAUGGUGGGAGAAGAGACAAUGAGAGCCCAGUUUACUUUGCCUAGCAUAAAGAUGAGAAUGAGAUUCUACUUGAAAUAGUCAGGCAUCAAGAGCAUGGACGGCUCACUGGGCCUAGUUCACUCUUUUUUUUUAAGACAAAGUUUGUUGAUGACUGACAUUCACAAAAGUCGUAUUAUUGACUAACACUCAGGAGCACACUUCUGCAUGUUUGAGUGCCUUCAUUCAGCAUCUUUAAACUGUUUAAAAACUUUAAGUGUAUUAACUUGGACUUGAGUGUCCCAGUUAGGAGCCUUUUAUCUUAACGUAUUCAUGGGCACAGAGUAACCUAGUUGCUGUGGGGAGGUUUCUAAAAUUGAGAUUUAGUAUUUACAUGUAAAAAAUCUGAUCAUGACUCAGACACUUAAGGUUAUGCAAUUGACCCACUGAUGAAUUUACGAUUUGUAUGUUGUCAACUUUUAUUUCAAACAUACAGUGUUUGAUAGACACACCAAAAUAUUACACUUUUAAACAAAACUUUAGCGCAAGGAGAUUUUUUUUUAAAUAUCAGAUCAGAAUCCGUUUCAUUAGCCAUGUGUUUUAGCCCAUAGGCAUGUGACAUUAAAUUUCAAACAUUUAUGGAAAACCUAACAACAGAGGACAUUACAAGCCACAGUUUAACAAUAGUAUGUUAAAAAGAAAACACCUAUUUACAGCUAUGAUAACUUUCUUUACACAUAGGUAUUUGAUGACUCGUCUGUCACAUACUCACUCCUUUUACAACACAAUCUGUAGAACAAUUAAACUAUCUAAUGGUUUUGUUAGAAUUAAGAACAGAAGUUGAGAUAUCUCCAGCAUCUCUCUUCUGUAUCACAUAAUUCCUUCCCUUAGAUUUUGAAUCAAACUAAUAAUAAUAAUAAUAAUAAUAAUAAUAAUAAUAAUAAUAAUGCAUCAGAUUUUAUAGCGCAUUAUCAGAGACCCUCAAAGCGCUUUACAUUGGAUACAUCGUUCAUUCUCACACAGUCACACCUUGAUGGUGGUGGUUAUUUCACUUUAUCUUGUGUGUGCCUUUUCUGAUUACAUUGUUACGUUUCUGAUGACUUUGAAUUAUAUCAUCAGUGUCAUAUUUGUGAGAAAUGAAAUUAUUUUUCUUUAACUUGAAAUCUAGUGCACAUUUGGUUUAUACUUUAAUUUAUACAUUUCCAACAUCCCUCUUCUGCUCUUUUCUUCGGUCCUGAGUAAGUUUUGUUUGUGCAUCGCACUGCAGUCUAAUGCCCAUUUUAAAAGUUUUUUUUUUUUUUUUUUUUUUUUGCUAAUAUGGAAAAAUGUCAAGAUGUCAGUAAGUGAAGCCAGCUGAUUUUUACAUACGAAAUACUGCAUAGUCAAUGGCUGGGUAUGCAUGUUAGAAUCCUAACAGGGUGAGCAGGACUGAAACAAAGCUUGAGACAGAAUGCCACAGUGUUGACAGGCAGAGGUGAAAUUGCCCAUUAUGAUGACUGAUUUGGUAUGAUGUAUUAGAGCAGUUUGUCCCUAAUGAUACUUUGCUGUAGAAUUAGUUAGUGCUGUUAAGUAAGGUAACCAUACUUUCUCUUUUACCUGGACAUGUCCUCUUUUUCGCGGGACUGCCUAUAAAAUCCUUCAAAUGUCCGUGUUUUUGUAUGGGAAUUUAGAGCUUGUGUAGCAUGGAGUAACUGAGUUAGAAGAGCGUAAAAAAAAAAAAUAACACUCGUCCUGACUCGAAAAACCCCUCAAAAUUUUGCAUGCAACUCCGCCCAACUUAGUAGUACCCCCUUUUUGGGGAUCCAGAAUAUGGUCAUCCUAUGUUAAGGGAUUUUAACAAAUCAGAAUCCAGUUUAAGACAGAAGAGUAAUGAAUAUUAUUUGUUCCAUUGUUGCAAGAAGCAAAUUAUAAGAACAAAUAACUUGAUAAAGCUUACAGUCAGGGCUGGUUCAGGCCUGGGCCAUGCAGGUCUCAGCAGAUGACUUUCUAACAUCAGUCCGGUUCUCCUCAGGGUUUCUGCCUAUUAACAGAAGUUUUUCCUCUCCACUGUAGCUUGCUUCAUGGUGCACAGUAACACUCACGGUAUAAGAUUGGAUGGGAGUGGGUCUGAUCUUACAAGAUGGGGCUCAAUCUAAUUCAAUCUUUACGCUGAGUCUUUUUAAAUAGAGUCUGGUCUAGACCAGCUUUAUUGUGAGGUGUCUAGAUCAAAUGUAUAUUUCAUUAACUAAGCUGAAUUGUAUUUAUUAUUGUACACUGAUCAGUGUGUAAUAUUGUUCUGCUUUAGCAAUAUUAUUCUGACUUUUAAUGCGAAUAAAACUAAUUUGAAUGGAAUUGAAUUGAAGUAUAAAUAUAACCAAGAUUUGGA